This is a messenger RNA of Planococcus citri (citrus mealybug), 2178 nucleotides long. RefSeq names its product transcriptional adaptor 3 (gene Ada3). Gene Ontology annotation, biological process: regulation of transcription by RNA polymerase II. NCBI's taxonomy places the organism in Eukaryota, Metazoa, Arthropoda, Insecta, Hemiptera, Pseudococcidae. Gene Ontology annotation, molecular function: transcription coactivator activity. Gene Ontology annotation, cellular component: SAGA complex. Bases 263 to 1750 code for a protein of 495 amino acids. The transcript has 11 exons. The record is from RefSeq and is a predicted model, not a curated record.
UAAACAAAAUCAAAAUCAAAUUGAAUAAAGAAAUUUGAGUUUCGUGUGCAAUAAUUUUGAAAUUUCUUUUGCAAAUAUUAAUUUGAUUACAGUAUUUUACUCAUUUGCACACAGUCUAGAGUAUAAGCGAUUGUUUUUAUGUCUUACCCGUGUAUAGAUUUAUCAUGUUCUGUUAAUUAGAGCAUUCCAAAUGCAAACGCUGUGAUUGUCGAGUUAUCAGUUAGCAUAGUAGGUGAUAUCGUGUUCCUGAAUUUACCUCAAAAUGUACGGAAGAAGUAAACAUUCUCCUAAAAAACACCACAAUUCGAAUAAACUAAAGGAUGGAAGUGGUUCGAGUUCAUCGUCGACGAAGCAGAAAGAUCUCAAACCCGCUAUCGAACCGCCACCGAGCGAAGAUAAAGAGAUACCAUUACCUGUGUUGAAAAUGGUCGAUGUAGAAAAGCAUCUGCAAAGUUACUCUUCGAUUUUGCAACGGUCUCCAGAUGAAGGCGUUGGUAUGGAAGACUUGGAUAAAUUACAAAUGGAGCUUGAAAUGUUGCUGUCGAACGUUGUCUUGCGUCAGAGAACGCUGCAUUCUGAAAUAGCGCUUAUUACAUCGGCCGAAGAAAAUAAACCCAAGAAAACUGCCAGCUUAUCUUUAGCUAAAAGUGUUUGCUAUAUUAAACGAUAUAAAAAACACGAAGACAAAUCAGAACUGGCCGAUAUUUAUAAUAAUGACAAUAACGAAGACAAAUCCGAACUUAGUAAUGGUAAUAGAGAUAGUAGUAGAGAUGAAGAUGGUGAUGAUUCUUUAGAUGAUUUAAAAGAAUUCUCCGCUCGUCAUCCUCCUAAAAGAAGUAUACCUUUGAUGCCUCCUUCUAUGGUACCCGUAUCAAGAAACGAUGUAACUAAUAAAUUUUGGUCUAUGGUCGAGCCAUAUUGCUCUGAUAUCAAAUUGGAAGAUAUUAAAUUUUUGGAAGAUUUAUUAAAAUCAUACGAGCUCUAUGAAAAAGACGAAUUCAAAGAAAUCCCACCUUUGGGUACCCAUUAUUCGUUAAAAUGGGCUAAAAAAGAUUCUAAAGAAGAAGCUACUCCGAUCAGUAGAAGCGAGAAUGAUAUCGACGAAUCCAACGAUACCAAAGAAUUAGAAUCUAUUACUAUACCAAAAGUUUGCGUUCCUGGUCCGAUGGUUCAAAGGUUAGUUUCUGCUCUAGUUGAAGAGAAUCCUUCGCCUUCGGGAUCAGUUAAAAGAAGUCGAUUGGAUUAUGAAACAGACGAAAAUGCCGGUCAAACAGCUCUUAAGAAGCCGAAGGAUUUCUUAUCUGGAUUUAUUUUAUCGAACGGAGAAUACUCUGAGCUCGAACAAAAUUACAGAAUGUUACCAUUUUUUCAUAAUUCUCAAUGUUUUGAGAAAAAGGUUCGUAAGGAGUUAGAAGCCAUCGGGUUUCUCGAUCCAGUUAAUGAAAACAAUCAGGAUGACUCGGACGAAGUCUUAAACGAAUUAAAACGGUGUCAAGAUGAAUUACAAUCAGUCGCGUCGAAAAAUAAAGCCUUUUUAACGAAUUUGCUGCAUACUGCGAAGACUGAAUAUAGACGUCAACAGAUUAAAACUCAGAUUAAAAAUCUCAAUAACGAAAUCGCGGAUAUAAAUAUGAGAAACGUAGCUUUGAAAUUGAAGAAAAAACACUUAUGCAAGAAAGAAGCCGACGAAGCUUGGAAACUGCUAAAAGAAAGAGAAGCUUUAAUCAAGAGAUUGGAAGAAAUUUCGUGAUACUGAUUCGAAGAAAAUAUCAAGUUGUAUAAAAUAAUAAGGAAAAUGUCGAGAAUAAUUACGAGUAAUUUAUUAUGUAUAAUGUAAUUCAGCACAGUGGUAGUGGCUAUUGAUACAGUUCGGGUAAUUUUUUUUGAAUAUUUUUUUCAACGACUGAUUUUUUUCUAUUCCACUUCUACCCCGGUAUUUCGCUGAUGUUGUGAACAUAAAAAUGAAACUUUAACCUGCUCAGUAUACCAAUUUAUUUUUUUUCUCUUUGUGUAUGUAUAAUAAUAAAUUAUUUAUAAACGUGUGUUAUAUUCAGAUAAGUCGAUGAUUGGUCCGAAGUGACGCGAACCGAUGAUGUGGUACUGGUUGGAUAUGUUUUAUACUUAUGUGAUAUUUGCUAUUUUUGUCCUAAUAAAUAUUUUUGUGUUCUGAAUAUGUAA